This is a messenger RNA of Wasmannia auropunctata (little fire ant), 1781 nucleotides long. RefSeq lists its product as uncharacterized. The transcript is spliced from 4 exons. NCBI's taxonomy places the organism in Eukaryota, Metazoa, Arthropoda, Insecta, Hymenoptera, Formicidae. Bases 119 to 541 code for a protein of 140 amino acids. The record is from RefSeq and is a predicted model, not a curated record.
CGAGGUAGGCAAGUCGGUAUAAAAUCGAACGAUUCCUUGAUCAAAGUCGCAGUAUUCGGGCCGGUCCUCGUGGUGUAUCGUCACUGUGAUUCCUACCGUGCAUUAUCUAAGACGUAAGAUGCAUCGCGCUACCAUCACCAUGAUCGCCAUCGUCUGUUGUUUCCUCGUAUUGAGAGCAACGGCGGAAGAGGCUGUCCAACAGAAUCAACAGUCGCUGGACCUCGGAAACGUCGCUAUCGAAGAUCAGGUCGAUGGCGGCGAAGUACACACCAGAGAAAAGAGAACGUUGUUCUUAAAGAAGAAGCUGUUCGGAGCCGGUCUUCUUGGUUUUGGUCUUGGCGUCGCAAAGGGUUACAAGGCUGGUUACUUUAGUGCACCGGAAGUACAUCACGUCUACCUCUCACCACCGGUGAAGUACGUGGAGUACGUCGAGAAACCCAUUUAUAUAGAGAGAAUUGUUCCAAAACCUAUUUACAAACCGCAUGCCGAGUAUGCUGCGCCAGUCUGGUCGCAACCAGAUCCGUCUUACGGCGGCUGGUAAAUCCAGAGUGCAAUUCCCAUUAAUAACAACGUAUCAGUCUGAUCUCCUUGCUUUACCUCGAAAUUCUAGGAACAGCCAAUAAUUGCGCAUGCAUCACGUUGAUUGUGAGUCUCAGUCAGAUCACCCAACUUUAAGUGUAAGGAUAACAAUAAGAUUAUUUAGCGGUAGUAAUAGCAGAGAAAUUGUUAUUUUUGUUACCGAUGUUACAGAUUAAUAAAUCACAGCCUGUAAAUAUCGCACACACGUAGCGUAUUUAUUAUUAAAAUUAUUUACUUCUUUUAUUUCUACUCAGAAAAACACGAGAAAAAUUCAGAGAAGAACGUUAUUUUUAAUCUAAAAUUCUUUUCGAGCACAAUAUUUUAGAAUUAAAAAAAAAAGAUUUAUAUCAUAUACAAUUAAUAUAAUUAAUAUGUAAUUACAUAAUUUUAUCGUUAAUUCUUACUUUACUUUAUGAGAAUUUUAAUAACGAAUUGCGUAAAUUAGAAAAUUACACAAAGCCUGCGGUCGUUUCUCGACGAUGAAUUAUUGAAGACAGAGGAUAUUGCUAUUCACGUAAGAGGUAGAAAACGGACACAUUUUACGGCCGCAUGAUUAUCUUUAUUGCCGAAGAUGUUACGAAGAGUAACAUUGAAGUAUUAAUAACGAGUAUAUAAUCGCACGAUGCGUCUGAAAUAUACAAAUAUCCAACCGUCUCCAUCGAUCACUCUACGCUAUGUAUUUAGAUAAUAAUUUCUUCCAAUAACAUCUUUUAACAUGUAACAUUCAUACGUGUACAAUUAAGUUCUCUUCUGUUCACACAGUCAGAUACAGGUGUCACAGGUCAGUUCUACAGGUGUAGAAACGAUGGCCAGUAGCGUAGCGAAUAUCCUGCCGUUUUAAGUACUCAACAGAGAAACAUAAGCCCAUAUUGAUCUGUUAAAUAUGCGUAUUAAUAUUAAAACGUAUGAGAAUGCACAAUUCGUCCUCGGACGAUUUCAACCAUUUGCGAUGGUUACAGAUUUUUUUAAUGUGUGUUUAUCGUUUAUAAAAGAAUUCUAUUAAUUAUAAUAAUUUUCUUGCUCAUUUAAUUUAAAUAAUAAUUAACAUGUAAAAAAAUGUGGAGCAAAUUGAGCGUUCCGAUGUUACGUCCUGUCAUUUAAUUAUCUAUGAGUGGCUAUCAAGUGCAUAUUUGCUACGCCACAAAUGAUAACAAAUGAUCACUAUAAUAAACUGGUCGACAGACAUCCUUGUGAAAAACGUA